Messenger RNA from Malus domestica (apple), 1888 nucleotides. RefSeq names its product heat shock 70 kDa protein 4-like. Gene Ontology annotation, cellular component: cytoplasm. The record is from RefSeq and is a predicted model, not a curated record. Gene Ontology annotation, molecular function: ATP binding; ATP-dependent protein folding chaperone. NCBI's taxonomy places the organism in Eukaryota, Viridiplantae, Streptophyta, Magnoliopsida, Rosales, Rosaceae.
AUCUAUUUCCUGCAAUCAUGUUUAUCAUUUUACGUUCUUCUUGAACCUCUCUGAUCCUUCAAAAAAUAAAAAAUAAAAAAGUAUUCUUCAAGCUCCGGAGCUGAGAAAUGGCAGAAGGCCAUGCCAUCGGGAUUGAUCUGGGGACAACAUAUUCUUGUGUAGCAGUGUGGCAGGACGAUCAUGCAGAAAUCAUAGCAAACGACCACGGUAACAGGACGACUCGAUCAUAUGUUACAUUCACUGAAAGUAAGAGGUUGGUAGGUGAUGAAGCUUUUAACCAAGUCGGGAGAUUCCCCGCCAACUCAAUCUUUGAUGCAAAGCGGCUAAUUGGUAGGAAGUUCAGCGAGGACUCUGUUCAAAAAGAUAAGAAGCUUUGGCCAUUCAAGGUCAUAGAAGGUCCUGCUGACAAGCCAAUGAUUGCGGUUACCCACAGGGGUGAAGAGAAAAAAUUUUUUGCUGAAGAUAUCUCAUCCAUGGUUCUAGCAAAGAUGCGGGAGAUUGCCGAGUCCUACCUCUGCUCAAAGAUAAGUGAAAAAAAUGCAGUUAUCACCGUCCCCUCUUACUUCAACGAUUCGCAGCGUCAGGCUACAAUAGAGGCUGGUAAAUUGGCCGGCUUAAAGGUGUUGCGCAUUCUCAAUGAACCAACUGCUGCAGCCGUCGCUUAUGGCAUUGACAAGAAAGCCGGUUGGUUUAAUAAGAGAAAUGUGAUUAUAUUUGAUUGGGGUGGCGGUACUUUAGACGUGUCACUGCUUACCAUAGGUCAUGGCGCUUUUGAUGUGAAGUCCACUGCUGGAGACACUCACCUUGGAGGUGAAGACUUGGACAACAGAAUGGUGAAUUACUGUGUCGAGGAAUUCAAGAGAAAGCAAAACGUGGACAUUUGUGGAGACGCCAAAGCUCUUCGGAAGGCCAAAACUGCCUGUGAGAAGGCAAAGAAGGCACUUUCGUUUUCCUUUGACACUGAUAUUGAAAUCGAUUCUUGGUAUAAGGGUGAAGAUUUUCACACAAACUUUACCCGUGACCUAUUUGAAGAAAUGAACAUGGAUAUCUUCAACAAGUGCAUGGAGCCUGUGAAAAAGUGUUUGGAAGAUGCCAAAAUGGAUAUAAGCAAUGUUGAUGACGUCGUUCUUGUUGGUGGAUCUUCUAGAAUUCCCAAGGUGCAAGAGAUAUUACAGGAGGUUUUCAAGGGAAAGGAGCUGUGUAAGAGCAUAAAUCCGGAUGAGGCCGUGGCUUAUGGAGCCGCUGUUCAAGCUGCAGUCUUGAGUGGAAAUAUAGCUGGGAAGCUUCGAGACUUCUCACUGUCGGAUGUCAUCCCUAUGUCACUUGGAAUUGAAUCGGGUUAUGAAAGUUACAUGAGUGUUGUGAUUCCAAGAAACACCAAAAUUCCCACUAAGAAUAACAAAAUUUUCACAACUCUUUAUGACAACCAAACUGCUAUCUCCUUCCCAGUGUUUGAGGGUGAGUGUGAAUUCACCAAAGGUAAUAAUCAUUUGGGUGGAUUUAUCAUCCCUGACAUUCCUCCAGCUCGUAAGGGAGCUGUUGAAGCAGAUGUUUGUUUUUCUAUUGAUGCAAAUGGUGUCCUGACUGUUUCCGCUGAGAUCUUGUGCACGGGCCAAAAAAAAGCGAUCACAAUCCACAAUGACAGGUGAGCUCAAGUGUUCGCCAACAGAUUGUGUUGUUUUGAGGAGGGAGGCAAUGGUUGGGCACUAUCCCUUUUGCUGGCCGUUCGGCCCUGCGUGCAUUGUUCUGUCAUGCGGUUUUUUAUCCUAGAAAAGAUUUGUGUGGGUUUAUUCUUGUUUGUUGUGUGGCUUUAUUCUUGUUUGUUGUACUUUGCUUGAUUACUAUAUACACUGAUGAAAUAAAUUAUACAUGUUUCUGUGUUCUAUCA